AUGGAGAAGCCCAGCAGUUUUCUUGCGUCGCUGGUCCUUGGCCUCGGCCUCCUUGGCACCGUGAUAAGUGCCCAGCAGUCUUCCUCGGCCUUCACCGACCCGAAUACGGGCAUCACCUUCCAGCAGGUCACGCAGGGUGCCUACAGCUUCGGUAUUGCCCUGCCCGAAAACCCCACGACCGACUUCAUCGGGCGCAUUAGCGCUCAGGCAUCCGAGGGAUGGGCUGGAGUCUCGCUCGCUGGCAUGAUGAGCGGCAGCCUCAUGGUCGUCGCCUGGCCCCAUGAGGACGAGAUCGUAGGCUCGCUCCGUCACUCAACGGGCUACUCCAGCCCCGGCCUCUUCUCCGGAUCUGCCUCACUCAGGACGAUCCCAGAGGGCACCUCAUUCGAUGGCGCGUCUUACACCUUUACUUUCCUGUGCGAGGGCUGCAUCCAGACAGACGGAACAACAUUCGCAGCUGAUGCCAGUUCCACCACCGUCGGUUACGGUCUCUCCACGGCCACCGUCAAUGCUCCCGCCGAUCCCGCAUCCCGCCUCACUUUCCACGCCGCUGGCUUCGGGUUGUUGGGUGUCGAUCUCGUCGCGGCGCAGUCGGCUGACUUUGCCGAGUGGGCUGCCCUGGCCGAAGAGGGCACCACCACACCUCCUGAGGACGGUGGCGGCAACCCUCCGCCAGGAAACGGCACCGUGCCGGUUUCCAACUCGACUUACGACUACAUUGUCGUCGGCGGCGGGCCGGCCGGCCUCGUCACGUCCCAGCGCCUCACCGAGACCGGGCGCUCCGUCCUCCUCAUCGAGCGCGGCAUGGCCUCGACCGCAUCCACCGGCGGCACCCGCCUGGUCCCCUGGAACCAGAGCCUGACCUACUACGAUGUCCCUGGCCUCUUCAAUACCCUGCCGCAGGCUACCCUCGGAGAGGGAUACUGCACUGACACGGCCGCCGUCGCCGGCUGCGUGCUGGGUGGAGGCGGCUCCGUCAAUGGCAUGGCCUUCAUUCACCCGCCCACCUGGGACUUUGACGAGAACUGGCCCGAGGGAUGGAAGUGGGCCGACGUUGCUCCUGCUGCCGCACGUUUGUAUGCAAGAAACCCCGGAACGACUUCACCCUCCCAUGACGGCAAGUACUAUGACAAUGAGGUGACGGAUCUGAUGCGGCGCUGGUUUGAGGAGAACGGAUGGACGUACGCCGACGGCAUCGAAAGCCCCGAUGACAAGCUCCAGUCGUUUGGCCCUCCUUCAGUAAACAUUGCAAAUGGUCUACGUUCUGGACCUAUCCAUACAUACCUGCCACUGGCCCAGGCCAAGUCUUCCUUCAAACUUGAGCUCAAUACCGUGGUCAUCCGAGUCCUGCGCGACGGAGCCACCAUGACCGGCGUAGAGAUCGAGAACGCCCAAGGCCGGCAGAUUAUCAAACUCAAGGCGGGCGGCAGCGUCCUUCUCGCCGCCGGCGUCAUGUCCACGCCCCGCGUGCUCUUCAACUCGGGUAUCGGCCCCUCGGAACAGAUCGAAAUCGUCAGGGCUGGAACCACCCGUGUCACCCUCCCCGACGAAAGCCAAUGGAUCAACCUCCCGGUCGGCCUCGACGUCAAAGACCACUCCCGCUACGUGCUCCGCUUCAACGUCCCCGGCGGCCUGGCCACCUACGGCCCCGAACAGCUCACCGACCCCUCCCAAGCCGACAAGGACCUUUUCAACGCCGGCUCGGGCAUUCUGACGCAGUCGUUCCAGCGGCUCGACACCUUCAGACGAGUCACCACCUCCGACGGCCACGAGAUCAUGUUUCAGUCGCACUGCAGCGCCCCGGAGAACAACACGGUCAACAUUAUGCUCCUCAUGAGCCACGGCCUCACCUCCCGCGGCACCCUCGCCAUUAGCCCCGCCGGUAACACCCUCUUCACCAAGCAGCCGUGGACCAACACGGAUACGGACCGCGAGGCAUGGACCCUCGCCAUCAACGAGCUGCUCGACAUGGCCCGCCGCCCAGGAAGUCCCCUCGUGUUCAGCGCCGGAAGCAACGCCACCGCCGCGUCGGUCCUCGCGGGCACUGUGCAGCCGGGCAUCCACAUGGUCGGCACUGCCAAGAUGGGGACGGAUGAUGGACGUGAGGGCGGCACCGCCGUCGCCAUUGUUAUGAUUGCUGCUGAGCGGGCUGUGGAGAGGAUUAUUGCGCUCCGUGAAACUGAACGUUCGUACCCUAAGAGGAGGAGGUGGUCUCUCGGGGCGUGA
Ilyonectria robusta is the source of this 2226-nucleotide messenger RNA. Its product is annotated as cellobiose dehydrogenase. The record is from RefSeq and is a predicted model, not a curated record. The transcript has 3 exons. Gene Ontology annotation, molecular function: flavin adenine dinucleotide binding; oxidoreductase activity, acting on CH-OH group of donors. The coding region runs from base 1 to 2226 and encodes 741 amino acids. NCBI's taxonomy places the organism in Eukaryota, Fungi, Ascomycota, Sordariomycetes, Hypocreales, Nectriaceae.